Molecule: messenger RNA, 2186 nt
Organism: Juglans microcarpa x Juglans regia
Lineage: Eukaryota; Viridiplantae; Streptophyta; Magnoliopsida; Fagales; Juglandaceae
Product: protein DETOXIFICATION 46, chloroplastic-like
Exons: 14
Coding region: 182-1864 (560 amino acids)
Biological process (GO): transmembrane transport
Cellular component (GO): membrane
Molecular function (GO): xenobiotic transmembrane transporter activity; antiporter activity
Source: RefSeq, a predicted model, not a curated record
AGGAGAGGAGAGGAGAGGAGCCAAACCAGAGCCGCCAACCUUUCACACGGCUCCUCCAUUCAAAUGAAAAUCACAUGGUUUAUAAACCGCUCGGGUCUACUCUCUCUCUUUUCCAACCUCGAUUUCCUCUCUCGCUCUCUCUCAGAGCGCACACUUCUCCACAUCCAUUUCCAGCUACAAAAUGCAGCUCAAGACCCUAGCUCCCCCGUCCCACACUCCAGUCCGAAGCCCCACUAUCCGACAACUCUGUCGCCCUUCAACCUUCUUCAACAACCAGUUAUUAUCUAGGCGAGUCCCCAACUCUAUCACUCUGCCGAGUAUUUGUUUCUCUCCGGUAAAGAAUCGUCGCAAUCGGACACUAAUCGCUUGCAUUAGUAGUCAUAGCCAUGAACUUCUCGAAGAUAAGUUUGAAGGAACUAGCGAAGACGAUGGCAAUGUUCCUACGGUUUCGUCAAGCUCAACCGAAGAAGUAGUGGCGGAGGUCGUGGCGUCGAAGCGGCAGGAGUUGGCGAGUCAGAGCAUAUGGAACCAAAUGAAGGAGAUCGUGACGUUUUCUGGGCCCGCCACGGGGCUCUGGAUCUGUGGCCCGUUGAUGAGUCUCAUCUCCACGGCUGUGAUCGGUCGGGGAAGCUCGACGGAGCUUGCUGCUUUAGGUCCUGGAACGGUCUUUUGUGAUAAUAUGAAUCUCUUGUUCAUGUUCCUUUCAAUUGCCACCUCAAAUAUGGUUGCCACUUCGCUUGCCAAACGGGAUAAAGACGGAGUGCAGCAUCAAAUAUCUAUCUUGCUCUUUGUAGGGCUGACUUGUGGGACUUUGAUGCUUUUGUUUACGCAGUUCCUGGGUCCAUGGGCACUGACUGCUUUUGCUGGGCCAAAGAAUGUGCAUAUGGUACCAGUUGCAAGUAAAUAUGUCCAGAUUCGAGGCUUAGCAUGGCCUGCAGUUCUUUUUGGGUUGGUUGCUCAAAGUGCAAGUCUUGGCAUGAAAGAUUCCUUGGGACCCCUUAAAGCUUUGGUGGUAGCUAGUGCUGUUAAUGGAAUUGGUCAUGUAGUCCUGUGCAGUAUGUUACACUAUGGUAUCACUGGCGCAGCUUGGGCAACAAUGGCAUCACAGCUUGUUGCAGCAUAUAUGAUGAUUGAAACUCUGAACAAGAAGGGAUAUAGUGCUUUCGCUAUCUCUGUUCCAUCACCCAAUGAAUUUCUGCAGAUAUUUGCAAUUGCCGCUCCAGUGUUUAUAACAAUGUUCUCAAAGGUGGCUUUCUAUUCUCUCAUGACAUAUUUCGCUACAGCUAUGGGCACAAGUACAGUGGCGGCUCAUCAGGUCAUGAUUCAAACGUAUGGUAUGUGUGUGGUGUGGGGUGAGCCUCUCUCUCAAACUGCACAAUCAUUCAUGCCAGAGUUACUGAAUGGAGCUGACCGAAGUCUGGAGAAGGCUCGAAUGCUGCUAAAGUCACUGGUGAUAAUUGGAGCUAUACUUGGAUUAACAAUAGGGAAUAUUGGAAUGUCUGUUCCUUGGUUGCUUCCCCAAAUGUUUACAACUGAUCUUAAUGUCAUACAAGAGAUGCACAAAGUAUUGAUUCUGUUCUUUCUUUCAUUGGCUAUAACACCCUGUACUCAUAGCCUGGAGGGGACAUUGCUGGCUGGACGGGAUCUCAAAUUUAUUAGCUUAUCAAUGAGCGGAUGCUUUUCUUUGGGUGCUCUUCUCCUUCUGCUUGUAAGAGGAUCCGGCUUGACAGGUUGCUGGCUUGCACUCGUCGGAUUUCAAUGGGCCCGGUUUUUCCUUGCUCUCCGGCGUCUUCUUUCUCCUAAUGGCAUGCUGUCCUCCGAAGAUAUGAGCCAGUACAGACUGGGGAAGCUUAAAGCUGCUUAGUUUUGGAAUCCAUAUCAUGAUACAACGACAAGAAGUUGCCAAGGAUGUGAAGUCCAAUAUUCUUGCCUACGUCUUACGAGCUGCAUUCUACCAUCCAUAUUGGCAUAGCCAUUUUGAGCUCGCUGCUGUAGUUAGGUUUGUAUUCAUUCUUCGAUGCCGUUAAGAGGCCAAGGGGCUAGAUAAUCUCUAGCGUUAGAGCGGAAGGUAUUAGAUGGUAUUUGUUUCUCUUGUAAUUGUUUGUUUCAAUAUUCAUGAGAAAGUUUUCCCCAAGAGCGGAAAUUUAAUGAUAAAUAAUUCAUUGCUAUAUGCCAAUUAUGAUAAA